AGUGAUAAUAAAAUGCAUACUGUUAUGGAAGUGGAAACCAGUGUCCCGGCAUUCCUUGGGAAACUUUGGAAAUUAGUUGAAGAUCCUGAGACUGACGACCUUAUUUGUUGGGCACCCAAUGGAAGAAGUUUUUUUAUUAGAAAUCCGGCCCAAUUUGCUAGAGAACUAUUACCACAUUAUUAUAAACAUAAUAAUAUGGCUAGUUUUGUACGUCAAUUGAAUAUGUAUGGAUUUCACAAGAAGGUAUCCGUUGAACUUGGAGGUUUGAAAUGUGAAAGGGAUGAAAUGGAAUUUGCGCAUCAGUAUUUUAUUAAAGAUCAUCCUUAUUUACUAGAACACAUCAAGAGAAAGAUUGCAUCCAGUAAAACUCAGGAUGGUCAUCCUCCGAUAAAAGCUGAAGUAAUGAAUAAAGUUUUGAGUGAAGUGAGAAGCAUGCGUGGACGACAGGAACACAUGGACUCGAGACUUGGAGCUAUGAAAAGAGAAAACGAAGCACUGUGGCGUGAGCUGGCGAUGCUCAGACGAAAGCAUCUUAAACAACAAGAAAUCGUCAACAAACUCAUACAUUUCUUAGUGACACUUGUGCAGCCAUCAAGAAGUGGAGGUCUCUCUGUUAAAAGACGAUAUCCUUUGAUGAUCGAUGAUCAUCAACGCAGCAAACAGAUGAAAGUAGAUAAACUUGUACCCGAAGCUUCUCCUACUGGCCCUGUAAUUCACGAGCUAGAUGCCUCCGAACAUGAGCAUCACGUUGAUGAUCUUGACUCUGAGUACAUCGUUGCUGAAAUGCUGGAGAAUCAUCACCCAUCUGUCCAAAGUCCCGAGUCCAUAGUCGGUUUGGACGACGAACAUAUUGAGACAGUUCACUUUUCUCAAAAUACAACCGGUAAAAAUGAUCAAACAGAAACCCAAGAAACGUCUUCUAAGAUAAAAGUUGCCUUGAAACCAAAAAAGAAGAGGAAAAACACAGUGCCUGUCAAAAUUCUGAUCCCACCGACGGAAAUCGGAGAAGAACCCAGGGAAGAAACUUUAAUGCUCGAAGUUUACCCGAGCGAAUCUACUCAGCCCCCGACACAAUUAUUGGAGAAAAAGCCAUCAGUGAAGCAACAGGUAAAACCGAUACCAAUUAAGACUGUAAGAAGCUCAAAACUUGCAGCGAUGGCAGCAAACAUCAACAAGUUAAACGAUUCAUCAGAAGCAGACGAGGAUUCCGAUGAGAUUGACAACGAUCUUAAGGAAGUUGUCGCUGCUGCAACUGUUGCUGAUGACAGUGAAUCAAACAGCAUCAAUUUGGACGAUAUGUUUAUUAUUCCUGACAUGCUAGCCGAUACUGCCGCUACUGCUACAAGUCCCGCAAACAGUGAAGAUGCUGGAGAAAAAAAUAAACAAAAAUCUCGUGGACUAGGUCAAGAUGACACCAGUAAUGGAAAUGCUAGACAUUCUGGUGAUAAGUUGAAACAGGAAGCUCCGAAACCGGGUCCACAGUCCAAGACAACGACUUCAAACAAUAAUGGUGGUGACGCAGGUUCCAGCAGCAAGACCAGUAAUUUGUCAUUGAGUUGUGUUAGCCCUUCGAGCAUGUCUAAUUCAUCUUACAGGUUAGGAUCGAUGGAAGAAAUGGAUAAUCAUCUGGAAGCAAUGCACAAUGAUUUGGAAAAUCUUCGUGAAAUGUUACGCAGUGAAGGUUACACAAUUGAUGCCAACACAUUAAUGGAACUAUUCGGUAAUAAUGAUCCAAUGUCAUUUGGUAUACCAGUAAACCCUGAAUUAAAUCCAACACAUGAAAAAGAUGAUGAAGAUCCAAUUGGUGCAAAUGGAGCAACUGGUGGAGAAUUAAUGGCUUACACACCGUCCAAUCUUCUAGACUUCGACGAUGACAUGUUCCUUAACACCAAUAACUUGGGCACUGAAUGUACAGAUACUCAGAAUUCAACGAACGAAUUUUACAAUCAAGAACCAUUGGAUUUAGAAGAUAGCAAAUCUCUACUACUUGACUCUUUGGUCUCAGGGAAUGGAAAUUCAUCCGCUAACUUAUAAAUUUAUUAUCAUUUACUGUUGCUUCUGAAGAAUAACUGAUGGAUAAGGCUGAGUCUCUUAACAUCAUUUGAAAAUAAAGGGAAAAAAUAAUAAUGUUUUUAUGAAAAUCUUAAUGAUUAAAUAAUAAGACUAAUUAUAAUAAAUAUGUUAAGUCCAUAAAUGAAACAUAAAUAAGCACUCGGAACGCACUUUUAUAAAAACGUAUAUCAUGAUAAAAUAAAAGCAGUUUAAAAUAUUUAAAUACUCAGCAAAUAACAAAAUGAAGUUUUAGAAAAACAAAAUCAUUUUUACUACAAUAAUUCUGUAAGAAAUAAAAUGUAUAAAUUUUUAUUAGAGAAUAGUCGAGUAGAUGGAGUAAAUAAUGAUAAAUUAUUUAAUGAUGACGUAGCGGCAAAGUUUUAUCUGACGGAAUUUAAAAUUUUAAAUGGUUACGGGCGAAUCGUUGUAUUAUUUAUUUUAUUUGCCGUGGAUAAACAUAAAAAAAUAAAUAUAUUUGCAUAGCAAUUGUUUCAGGGUAUUUUUAGACAGUUACCCCCACUUUUUUAAAAAUAUUCAAUGACAAACUGUCAUAGCCGUAUUCAAAUUUUGUUAAUUAAUUAAAAUAUAAGUGAAGCAUUUAUUGAGAUCAGAACAAUUUUAAGAUAUAGAUUUUCAAAAAAUUUACUUACUAUUGACAUCAAUUAGGAGUCGAACGUAAUUUGCUAAAUAAAUUUUAAAACACAAAAUUUGAAUUAUAAAAUUGAUAUUAAUAUUUAUAAUAAAUUUUACAACUGUAAGUAAUUUAUUUAUUUAAAAUCUGUACUUCAAUGAAAUCGUAACUACGUUGUCUUUUUUUUCAAUUAAUGUUUGAAUUCUUUUUCAAUUCAUUACUGAAAUUUUUCAUACCGUCAUGGCAGUUAAAAGUAAUUGAAUAUUUUUAAAAAGUGGGGAGUAUUGUCUGAGAAUGUUCUUAAGGGUAUUCUUAGACAGCGCUUCCCACUUUUUUAAAAAUUCAACAAACUAGAACUGUCAGAACAAUAUCAAAAUUUUAUUAACUAAUUAAAAAAUAAUUGAAAGUUUUUUUUUAAAUUACUUACAGUUGUCAUCAAUUAGGAGUUAAAUAAAAUUUGGUAGUUAAAAUUUAGAUUAGAAAAUUGACAUGAAUAACUCAUAAUUAAUAACAACUGUAAGGGCCAGUUUUUCAAACCGGGUUUUAAUUAUUAUUGAAAAAUUAGUCCUGAGUAAUUUUUUUAAAAAUCUGUAUUGCAGUAAAAUUUUAGAUAAGUUGUCCUUUUUUUAAUUAAUACUUUAACUUUAUUUUAAUUAAUUAUCAAAAUUUUAAUACUUAUGUCAGUUGAAAGUAAUAGACUAUUUUUAAAAUUGGCGGGUAUUGUCUGAGAAUACCCUCAAGGACAUUAUAUUUAUUAAUUAUUAUUAAGAUUGUUAUGAUCAAAUCAUUUAUUAAAUAAUCUUUAAAGAUCGACUUAAAAAUACAAAAUAUUGAUGAUUAAAUGUAAUAAAUUUAUAAAGAAAAAAAAAAAUAAUUUAAUAAAUUUCAAGAUUUUCAUCAACAAUAAUCAGAAUUUGAAAUCAAAAUGUAUAUUUACUUUUUUUAAAAUUUUAUUACAAAUAAAUCAAUCACACAAAAUAUAAUUUUGGUUUACACUUAAUUACUUUAAACUGCAAUAACUAUUUUAAUUUUUAUUAUUACUAUUCAUUUUGUCUACGUAUAAUAGAAUUUCUAUGGCAAUAAUAUUUAUUCUAUUAAGUAGAUAGUACCGUAAAAAAAAAUAAGAUUUCACUUAUUAUUAUUAUUAUUAUUAUUAUUAUUAUUAUUAUUAUUAUUAUUAUUAUUAUUAUUAUUAUUAUUAUUAUUAUUAUUAACUGUUAGAUUUUUUACAAUAACACUGACUUACUAUUUAACGUUUGGAUAGGGGUAGUAAAUAAUUAUUUUCACGUUUGUAAUAAGUGCCGUAUUUGUACAAUUAACGAGUAAUAAUCAACUAUAAAAUAAUAUUUAUACGAUCUGAUGAUAAAAGUAAUUAAUAAAAUACGUAAUUUUUAGUAGCAAUUACAUUUUAUAGAAAUCAGUUUUAUGAAAAUAAAAUUCUAAAAGUACGCCGUAAAAAGAGUAAUAAAUGAUAAUCAUAUUAAAUUAAAAUAUGAAUCACUGAUUAUAUAAAUUUAUUUUUUUUUCAUUAAAAAAAGUGGAAUAAAUAUUAUAUAACUUUUAAAUAAAACUAAAACUAUUUCUGAUUAAAAACUCCGGCUGAAAAAUUGUAAUUGGAAAUUUCUAAUUGAGUUUGAAAAGUUCCGAACUAAUUCUACUGAAAGUUAAUCAGAAAUCGGAAUAAAAUUAUCAAAAAUUUUUAUUCCCAGAUAAAAUCCGAAUCAAUCUGAUUGGAAAAUUUUAAUCAAUAUUCUUUUACAAUUUAAAUUCAAUCGAAAACUUUAAACUUUCCCGGGCAUUUUUGAUUGAGUUUUUGUUCUCGAUUGAAUCUGACUGAAACCCGAUUGAGUCAGUCGGAGUUUUUAAUCAGGGAAAAUUUUUGUUUCACUCAAUUGCUAGUUGAGAAAAAAAUUUUUUAUUACAUUACUUGAUUAUUUUUUUUACACUAAAUAGAAUACCAGAUAUUUCCACGCUUUUAUAAUAAUUAAUUAUGUUAAAGAGAUUAAAACUUAAUUAUUGUAAUGACUAUCUACGAAUUAUAUGGAGUUAUCAAUUAAACUCAAAUUAUUUUAAAAUUAUAUUAAUAUAAUAAUAAAUUAUAUAUCACUUUUUGCGGUGGUAUAUAUAUAGCCGCGAUCUAAAUU
This is a messenger RNA of Microplitis demolitor, 4827 nucleotides long. RefSeq names its product heat shock factor protein. Gene Ontology annotation, molecular function: DNA-binding transcription factor activity; sequence-specific DNA binding. The coding region runs from base 13 to 2034 and encodes 673 amino acids. The record is from RefSeq and is a predicted model, not a curated record. Gene Ontology annotation, biological process: regulation of DNA-templated transcription. The transcript has 12 exons. NCBI's taxonomy places the organism in Eukaryota, Metazoa, Arthropoda, Insecta, Hymenoptera, Braconidae.